Messenger RNA from Paramuricea clavata, 975 nucleotides. Lineage: Eukaryota; Metazoa; Cnidaria; Anthozoa; Malacalcyonacea; Plexauridae. The record is from the annotation of a GenBank genome assembly.
AUGUCGGAUGUUCCGCCUUUGUGUCCUAUGCAUACUUAUUUGCAAUGGAAAUUAUCUGUUGAAAGCCCUUCAUUUACAUAUGCUGCCAGAUCUACAUCUAAAGAUAUAUUGUUUGCUGUGGAUAUUCCUUUCCCACUACUGAGAGCCCGGUACAACCUAGUGGUGUUGAAAAAGCCCUUCCAAACAUCAUGCACCUGUGAUCCUAAGAAAAUAGGCAUCAACUUGCCCUCAAAUUUUCCCCAGUUUACUUAUAUCGAGUUGUUUGAAUUUGCAAUUCCUGGAACUUCGUUUGGUCUUACAUCUGAUCAAGUUAUGAGGUCAGAAAUAAAUCAUUCCCUUCGGGUUAUGGCAGCAAAGGUAUAUGCUGAGUAUGGCAAGAGUCGAGGUAGAAAGAGACAACAACUGGAUUUAAAGACCAAGAAAUUCCAUAUAAUGGAUGGACAAACAAUUUCAAUUACAAAACUCAAACAAGAUAAGGCAUUUGUUUGCGACGAGUUGGCAAAAUGGAAGGAAAGCAACAUUAAUUUAGAGGUGGAAAUUAAAAAGCUUCACCAUGAAAUGGAGAUGGCCAUCCAAGAAAAGAAUGAAGUAAUUGAAAACCUGCAGUCAAAAAAUGAAGAACUAUUGAAAUAUAUUGACCUCCUUGAAAAAUCUGAAAAAAUGCAGCAUCAGGGAAAAGAUAUUUCAGAAACGAAGAAAAAAUCAAGGACUCUCAAAAAUUUUUUGUCUCGGGCAGAAACUGCCUUAUGGUUUGCAAAAUCUUUUGGACUGGAAUUAGAAAGCAUGACCGUCAAAGAAAUCAACUCUAAUGUUAGACAUAAUUUAGUUGUUGACAACAGUGGUACCGAUAACACAGAUAAUGUUUCUGGAUUUGACGCUCUCUCAGAUGAUGAUAACGGCAAGGUAGAAAAAGUUCUGUUUCUCCUGGACAAGUUCUGUGUGGGUGAUGCUUUUUAUCAUGAGAUAACUAUGUUG